AUGAGCGAGCGAGCACGGGCUGCGCAGAGCUCUGAUAAGCAGGGACGCCAAAUCCUCAGUCCCAGUGGCCUUGGGAGCUGUGCCCCUCCGGAUCUGGGAGUUGGGGCUUCAUCCUGCCUGGGAAGGGCAGGCCCUGGAGUGGGAGGGGAGCCUGGGGCAGGGCUGGGGGCAGCUUCAGCUGCAGGACUGAGGCCCAUCGGGGCUUCUGCCUGCCUGCGCUCCCAGGACCCAGGCUCAGAGGGGGACGUUUCAGUCUCGGACACAUUUCUGGACUUGGAUAGUCCCGGAGUGGCCGGACCCGCAGUGGCGGGGGGAAGCCGCCUGGCCAAAGGGAAGGCCGAGGAGAGGGGAGGAGACGAUGAAUGGGGUCAGAUCAGCGAUUGGAGCCGAGAACUGGAACCCCGCGAGCAGGGGGUGGAGCCGCCGCCAGUGGAGGCGGAGGAGUCAGAGGAGGCGGAGACGGCCGAGCGGGCGGCUGAAGCGGAGAGGAAGGUGGAGGUGGAGGUGGAGGCUGAGGCGCAGGCGGCGGGGAAGGUGGAGGCGUCCGCGAAGGUGGAGACGUUCGCGAAGGUGGACGCGGCGGAGGAGGUGGAGGCGGCCGGCACGGUGGACGCAUCCACCGCAGCCGCCGCCGCCGCCGCCGCCGCCAGUAAAGUGGAGGCGUUGGAGGGGCCGGGCUGCCGGGUGGAGCUCAAGCUGGAGCCCGACCCCGAGCCGGUGCGGGAGGCGCAGCCGGAGCCCCAGAGGGAGCCCGAGAAACCGGAGCCAGAGGAUGAGAAGCCCGCACCGAGCGACGGCGGAGGCGGCAGCGAAGAGGUGCCUCUCCCCAGCCUCCCCUCGGAACCCCCGCGGCCCCCCGAUCCUUCCCCGCGGCGCAGUCGUGCUCCCCGCCGCCGACCCCGGCCACGGCCGCAGACCCGCCUCCGAACCCCGCCGCAGCCUAGGCCCCGGCCCCCGCCCCGGCCCCGGCCCCGGCGCGGCCCUGGGGGCGGAUGCCUGGAUGUGGAUUUCACUGUGGGGCCACCGGGCUGCUCCCACGUGAACACUUUCAAGGUAGGAGAAAACUGGAGGCAGGAGCUGCGGGUGAUCUACCAGUGCUUCGUGUGGUGUGGCACCCCAGAGACCAGGAAAAGCAAAGCCAAGUCGUGCGUCUGCCAUGUGUGUGGUACCCAUCUGAACCGGCUCCACUCCUGCCUUACCUGUGUCUUCUUCGGCUGUUUCACUGAGAAGCACAUCCAUGAGCACGCCGAGACGAAACAGCACAACUUGGCCGUCGACCUGUACUACGGAGGCAUCUACUGCUUCAUGUGUAAGGACUAUGUCUAUGACAAAGACAUUGAGCAAAUUGCCAAAGAGGAACAAGGGGAGGCUUUGAAACUGCAGGCCUCCACCUCCACCGAGGUGGCUCACCAGCAGUGUUUGGGGCCGGGCCUCGGGGAGAAAUACCCGACCUGGGAGACCACCAAACCCGAGUUGGAACUGCUGGGCCACAACCCCAGGAGGAGGAGGAUCCCCUCCAGCUUCACCAUCGGUUUGAGGGGACUCAUUAAUCUGGGUAACACUUGCUUCAUGAAUUGCAUCGUCCAGGCCCUGACUCACACUCCCAUCCUCAGAGAUUUCUUCCUCUCCGACCGGCACCGCUGUGAAAUGCCCAGCCCUGAGUUGUGCCUGGUCUGCGAGAUGUCGUCUCUCUUUCGCGAGUUGUACUCUGGCAACCCAUCGCCGCAUGUCCCCUACAAGUUACUGCACCUGGUGUGGAUCCAUGCCCGUCACCUGGCUGGUUACCGGCAGCAGGACGCCCACGAGUUCCUCAUCGCUGCCCUUGAUGUCCUGCACCGGCACUGCAAAGGGGACGAGGCCAGCAACCCCAACCACUGUAACUGCAUCAUUGACCAAAUUUUCACCGGGGGUCUGCAGUCUGAUGUCACCUGUCAGGCCUGCCACGGUGUCUCCACCACCAUAGACCCGUGCUGGGACAUCAGCUUGGACUUGCCUGGCUCUUGCACCUCCUUCUGGCCUCUGAGCCCAGGGAGGGAGAGCAGUGUGAAUGGGGAGAGCCACCUCCCAGGAACCCCCACGCUCACGGACUGCUUGCGGAGGUUUACCCGGCCCGAGCAUUUGGGGAGCAGUGCCAAAAUCAAGUGUGGUAGUUGCCAGAGCUAUCAGGAGUCCACCAAACAGCUCACCAUGAAGAAGUUACCAGUCGUUGCCUGUUUCCACUUCAAGCGGUUUGAACACUCAGCCAAACAGAGGCGCAAGAUCACUACCUACAUCUCCUUCCCGCUGGAGCUGGACAUGACACCAUUCAUGGCCUCGAGUAAAGAGAGCAGGGUGAAUGGACAGUUGCAGCUGCCGGCCAGUAGUGGAAACAAUGAGAAUAAGUAUUCCUUGUUCGCCGUGGUUAAUCACCAAGGAACCUUGGAGAGCGGCCACUACACCAGCUUCAUCCGGCACCACAAGGACCAGUGGUUCAAGUGUGAUGAUGCUGUCAUCACCAAGGCCAGUAUUAAGGAUGUGCUGGACAGUGAAGGGUAUUUACUGUUCUAUCACAAGCAGGUCCUGGAACACGAGUCAGAAAAAGUGAAAGACAUGAACACUCAAGCCUACUGAAGGGACACACAGACCUACCUGGAUCGGACAUGGACAACACCCGGACUUAACAACUGGCAUCGAGGAUGAAUUAAGGACCUACUUGCCUGGCCCCUGGGGGCUUGACAAUAAGAACUGAACAGUACCCAGUGUCUCAGAGGUCCUGAUUGGAAGGAACUGGAAGGGACAGGAAAAGAGGCUCUAGUCUGAGUAGUCGCUUAAAGGAAGGUUCCAUAGAGGGAAUGCCCAGGGUGAGGAAGGCAGUACUGACACUGGUACAUAUCCUAUAUCCCUCCAAAAGAUUGUGUGGGGAAAGUGUGGGGUGGGAGGGGGGUGGCGUGGGGGGUAUGUGUGCCCUUGUAACCGUAAAACAUCUUUCUCCAUGGGUAUUUUCAGCUUCAACUGACCAAUCACAUAACAGUUAUAUGUUGGGGUGGGGGGAGGGAGAGCAAAAGUUAAGACAAAUGGAACCCGUGAUAUAUAUGGGUUGGAAAGCAGAGAAUUGGAGGAGGCAAGGAUAUCUCAUCGACAAACACCUUUGCCAGUUUCUUUGUAUUUGUGAUUUUUUGUGCUCUUAAACACAGUGUUAAACAGAGAGCAAGAGAGAAGCCCAGGCGGGCUAAUCAGUGGAGGAAGAAGGGGGCUUGUAUAAGGGGAGCGACUGCUCCAGCCACAGAGAAGACAAAUAAUGUAAGAUAAGCAACUGACACAGACAAGCCUCAGCUGAAAGUAUAGCGUGUGAGUGUUGUUGUUACUAUUGUUGUUGUUGUUUUUUUAAACGCUGUACGAUAUACUUGAGCAAAUCAAUGAACCUCUUUGCAAUUGUUUUUCUCAUCUGUAUAAUGCAGACAAUUCCUACUGUAAAGGGUGAUUGUUACAGAUUACAUGCUAUAAAAAACGUGUCAAAGUAAAAGACUUGGACAUUU
This is a messenger RNA of Erinaceus europaeus (western European hedgehog), 3515 nucleotides long. It is a transcript of the gene USP27X, whose product is annotated as ubiquitin specific peptidase 27 X-linked. The coding region runs from base 1 to 2610 and encodes 869 amino acids. Gene Ontology annotation, molecular function: zinc ion binding; cysteine-type deubiquitinase activity. The transcript is spliced from 2 exons. The record is from RefSeq and is a predicted model, not a curated record. Gene Ontology annotation, biological process: protein deubiquitination. Lineage: Eukaryota; Metazoa; Chordata; Mammalia; Eulipotyphla; Erinaceidae.